This is a messenger RNA of Cuscuta europaea, 1186 nucleotides long. Lineage: Eukaryota; Viridiplantae; Streptophyta; Magnoliopsida; Solanales; Convolvulaceae. The record is from the annotation of a GenBank genome assembly.
CCCUACUCCCUUGUUUUUAUGGGUGGACUUAGGUGGAUGGUGUUAAUCACUCAUCCUAGCAUCUCCUCACCCAUCCACUCGGCCAAGGCAGAUAGAGAAGCUCUAGGGAAGUCUCCUCUCAUAGUCCAAGCAGCAAGGAAGAGAAUCCAAGGAGAAGAGGGUUGUUUUUGAGGAGGGUUGGCCAAUCGAUAGGAGUCGAAACCGCCGGAAACCGUCACUUCAAAGGAGCUAGUCGUAGUUGCAGACCACGAAAGCCGCCCGGCUUUCGUGAAAGCCGCCCGGCUUUUGCCCAGCAGUCCAGUUUUACACCUUCAAUCGGCCUAGAACGGGGAUUGAUCGAGGGGCUUGGCAAAGGCAACUAUUUCAGCACUUCAUAAGAUUUGGGCUGUUCAUCAGGACCAAACACUCUCUUGUUAGUCUCCGAGCUCAUACAGGCGGUUGAUUGUGCCCGGAAAGAGCUCCGGCAUCGCUCCCCGGAAUUCCACAUACAGCUAAAUGACCUUCCCGGCAAUGACUUCAACACCAUAUUACUAUUGUUGUCGCAGUAUAUGGAAGGUUUGAAGAAAGAGAUGGGAGAUGAGUUUGGGCCAUGUUUCAUCAGCGGAGUUCCUGGAACGUUUUAUGGGAGGCUUUUUCCUACCAAUGCUCUGAAUUUCGUCCACUCCUCUUACAGUCUAAUGUGGCUAUCUCAGGAUUUGAUUGAAGAUGCAAAGUUAAACACAUUCAACCUUCCUCAUUACACCCCAUCUCUGGCUGAAGUGAAAUGCCUAGUUGAGAAGGAAGGGUCUUUCUCCAUCAUCUCCUCAAAUGGUAGAUAUAUUGAUUGGAAUGCAUGUGGUGGAGAAGUGCACAAAAGUAGAAGUGUGGAAGAAACAGGCAAGAGUGUGACCAAGUGCAUGAGCGUUGUGUCAAAGUCCUUGUUGGUUAGUCAUUUUGGGGUGAGAGUUAUUGAGGAGACGUUCCAUAAGUAUCAAAAGAAUAUCAUAGAUUCCAUGUCUAAAGGAAAUAGACGAUUUUUCAAUGUUACAGUCUCUUUGGUUAGAAAACCAAAGGGAUAACUAAUUUAGUAGUUUGUGAACAAUAAUAAUUGGCUUACCCCAAAGUGUUGCUAAUUUAGUAGUUUGAAUAAUUGCAAGUCAGAAUAAUUGCAAUAAUUACAUGGACUAAACCUAUAUACACCAAGGUG